Molecule: messenger RNA, 1692 nt
Organism: Homarus americanus (American lobster)
Lineage: Eukaryota; Metazoa; Arthropoda; Malacostraca; Decapoda; Nephropidae
Product: glucoside xylosyltransferase 1-like
Exons: 2
Coding region: 290-1540 (416 amino acids)
Biological process (GO): protein O-linked glycosylation via N-acetylgalactosamine
Molecular function (GO): UDP-xylosyltransferase activity
Source: RefSeq, a predicted model, not a curated record
GGUUAGGUUAAGGUGUGGUUAAGUUACAUUAGAGUUAAUUAACAUUUCUGAGUCAUUAUUAACUCUAGUAUGUAUGUUAAUUAGCACAGUAAUUAAUAUAUGCAAAUUAUAUUCACAGGUGGAAAAGACUGAUUUUAUUUGGUGGAAAAAGACUGGAUUAAUAUAGUGAAAAUAGAGGCAUAAAGAAUGAAUAAAAUAGUGAAUAAUAAAGAGAAGAUAAUGAAUUGAACAAGACAAAAAGUUCACAAAUUGCUGUUCAUUGUUCAGUAUAAAUUGUAAUUUGUUCACAAUGUCCAAACGCCUCCAUUCUGGUUUCCUGACGAUUUCCAUAAUAAUUCCUUUGUGUGUGUUUAAUUUAUUUAUAUCUGCUGGUAUAUAUAAUAAAACUCCCAUUAUGGUAGAGAAACAUGGUAGAGGGGGUAUGGUAAAUGAGUGUUCAAUGGGAAGUGGUAGUAAUGGUAGGCCUAUGGAAAUGGCUAUGAGUAAGGUUGCUCCUGACGGGUGUACAAUGGAAGUACCUCUAGUUAUGGUAGUAUGUGAUGGAAAGGGGGUUAAUGGUAGUGAUGGUAGGCCUAUGGAACUGGCUCUGAGUGGGGUAGGGUCCGAGAUGCUACGUGGGUCAUGGGAGAGGCAGGCAGAACAAGUGACUACCUUACUUAAGACACUGUUGUACUUCAGUAGCUGUUCCCACUGGAGGGUUAUAGUGUUGACAGAUACGUUCGAUACCUACCUGAAGGUGGUCAAGAUCAUGGAUGCCUUCCCUAGCAGGCACAGAAGGCGACUACUGCUGCAGUAUAGGGACGUCUGGCUUCCAAGCGGAUAUGGGAAUUUGAAGGAUCAUUGGAGAACGUGUGUGUGGGCCAAACAGUUCCUGGCUGAAGCGCUACCCCAGGAGGACGCUGUGGUGUAUGUGGAUACUGAUCUGGUGUUCCUAGGACCUGCAGAACAGCUGUCGUGGCUCUUGAGAUCCAUGGAUGACCAGCAGGUGGUGGCUCUGGCCCCCGAGCCACAGUAUCUGGUCGAGGAACCCAAAUAUCCAUCGGCGGGUCGGGUCGGACUCAACACCGGAGUAAUGGCCGUCAACCUGACCCGGCUGAGACGGUUACCCGGAGGUGGUCUAGGCAGCGCCAUCCUGAAGGAGGGAUCGUUCGUUCCCGCCCCUCGGCACGACCAAGACGCCGUCAACCACUACCUGGCCAACAAACCUCACCUACUACAGGAGGUCACCGCCCGCUGGAACUUCCUCCCUUCAUCUUGCUUCACGGAGGCACCACCCUGCCCUGACUGUGUCUCUGAAGGCAUCCUCCUCCUGCACGGUGCUGACGCUACCUUCUUCAGACACGUAGACAGAAAAUAUUUGGUAAUAUACUCCCUACUAGCAAGCUUACAGCUACUAGAUGACCCUCGAUCUCUACUAGCCAAGGCCGUGGCUAGUUUGGCUAGUACAGAUGCAUGGUAUGAUUAUCCCUGUAGUAAUUAUACCAAUAUCAACCAUGCUCUUACUCUUGGGAUGAUAAAUGCAACCAAAUUAUACCAUUAACUAGAUUGUGAGUUAGUUAGGUUAGGUUAGCCAUUUAGUCUGUGUGUAAUAAAAAUAUGUACUAAACAUUAUUUUAAUUACCUUGUAAAGAAUUGUGUUUUGAGAGAGAGAGAGAGAGAAUGUGUAUGCUUAUAGUGUGUGUACAGUAUGUG